AGAGAUCUGUACGACGAGAUAAUCCUCCCGGCCGUCUACGAAACAGUUCCCGAUCACGCCCGGCAGGAAAUCCCUAGCUCCUAUGACCUUAUCUACUCAAAAUCUCGUGCCUAUCAAGAAAAGCCGGGUGCUGGCCGCUGGAGUGCCGAAGACGAGAGCCGGUCCUUUCGCCUGGCAUACAACAUCCCUGCCGAUGCCCUCCCGCGCUUCUGGGCGUCGAUCGUAGAGAGAGCGAACUUGUAUCGGGUCCAAACACGGCGAGGGGAAGACGUUGCCUACUUCCAGAACCCUCGCUUGCUUUUCCAAUCUCAUGACUUGAAGAACGUAUUUGCGCGACCGAGCCUCUACGAAAGCUUGGCUCUGUUUCGAGAUAUGAUCUUGGCCAAUCUCGACCCAAGCCAGCUCGACAUGCACUCCUGCUGGCUUGAUGUGGGGAUGCGGGACCAUGUUAGCAGACCUCCAUCGUCAUCGCGGCCACAGGACGCUCAGGGCAGGGCUGAACCUUGGACGCUACUCUGGAAAAGUGAAUGCUGCCGUCAUCUUCAUAAGAGCCUUCAAGAUCUGGUCCCAGAAGCCCCGCUUGACGCCAAAUACUACCGUUCUUUCCUCCUCCGCGAUGCAGGGACCUACUAUGCUAAGGCGAGGCCAAGCCGG
Messenger RNA from Ilyonectria robusta, 654 nucleotides. RefSeq lists its product as uncharacterized. The record is from RefSeq and is a predicted model, not a curated record. The transcript has a single exon. The annotation marks the transcript as partial. Lineage: Eukaryota; Fungi; Ascomycota; Sordariomycetes; Hypocreales; Nectriaceae.